This is a messenger RNA of Asparagus officinalis (garden asparagus), 576 nucleotides long. RefSeq lists its product as uncharacterized. The record is from RefSeq and is a predicted model, not a curated record. The coding region runs from base 1 to 576 and encodes 191 amino acids. The transcript is spliced from 3 exons. Lineage: Eukaryota; Viridiplantae; Streptophyta; Magnoliopsida; Asparagales; Asparagaceae.
AUGGCGUCGAAAAAUGCUUACACCAAUAAGCCCUCUGCAAAGGAAAUCUGGAAUGUUCUGGAGGAGCAAUACAAGGAUGAGGAGAAGCUUUCCAAGUCUCACCUCAUUGACAAAUUUCUGGACUUUAAGUUUGAAGAUGACACUGAGGUGAUAACUCCCAGCAAAGUCUCUGGUUGGUGGUUAGAUACAGGUGCUACUUGUCAUGUCUGCUCCAACAGAGAUUUAUUCUCUUCCUAUGUUGCUGCCAAAGAGAACGUAUCAAUGGUUGGUCGUUCUGUGGUUCUUGUUCUUGGAACUGGGACUGUGGUGUUGACUCUUUCUUCAGGGAAGACUCUCGCAUUGAAGGAUGUGAAAUAUGUUCCCUCAAUUACCAAAAACUUAGUCUCUGGAAGCCUGCUGUGUGACGCUGGUAUGAGGCUGGAUUUCCAAGGAGGAAAGGUUGUGUUAUCUUUUAAGAAAAUGUAUUUUGGCAAUGCAUAUCGUACUAAUGGUAUGUAUAAGAUCGGUACUACUGUACCUAACUCAGUUGUAAAUGAAGAAUCCUCUUUUGCUUACUGUUUGGUAGAAAAUUUGUAG